Molecule: messenger RNA, 549 nt
Organism: Physella acuta
Lineage: Eukaryota; Metazoa; Mollusca; Gastropoda; Physidae
Source: RefSeq, a predicted model, not a curated record
AUAAAUCAAACGGAUACCAUCCGCGACACGACGGAAGUUGGAUACAAGAUAACGCACAUCAGCAUCACAACACAUAAUAAAACGAAUGCCUACUUUUUAGAUGGGGGCUACUCUACGAUGCAGUUGGCCUUUAACAUCAAGCGCCUGCUGUUGCCCGAAGAGCUGAUGCAGGCCUUCGUGCUGGUGGGCGUCUCCUUCAACUGUAUCUUCUUGUCUACCAUCCCGCCUGAGGCACGAGAGAACAUGAGUCUGCCAUUCAUGAUGUUCAUGUUCUUCUUUGCGUUCAUGACCCUACAUGCCAUCCGGAGAUUGGCGGUUUAUACUACUCUACUCCACCUACUAUCUGCAUCGGCUAUGGUUUUGGCUCUCUGCGUCAAGGGGUGUUAUGAGACAGAACAGAAAGAAGUGUAUAGUCUGAAGACAAAGUCACGUUACAAAAUCGAACGUAAAACAAGAAGAAGUGAGAUGUUUCAUCUGACUUCUUCAACCAUUCACCUCACACUAUGGUGGGCAAUUAUUUCCUACAUGGCGUUUGACUUACUGUUUUAA